CCACCACCAUCCCCUCGCCUCUCCCACUCGCCACUCAAUGCCAUGACUUCCCGCCACCUCGCCCGCCUGGCGCGGGACGACCACCACCACCACGCAGCGCAGCCCUCCUCCUUUGUGACGAUCGGCACGCCGCUUCCCCCCCUCGUCGGCCGCGGCCGCGACCCCAACGAGGGCAAGCCGGCAUGGGAGCAAGAGGUGCGCGACGAGCAAGGCAGGCGACGCUUCCACGGUGCCUUUACGGGCGGGUGGUCCGCCGGGUACUAUAAUAGCGUGGGGAGCAAGGAGGGUUGGACGCCACAGACCUUCACCUCUUCGCGCAGGGCGGGGACCGGCGGGGAGAGGAGGGAGGCUCGACCCGAGGAUUUCAUGGACGAUGAGGACCUGGCGGAGCUGGACGAGACGCGCGUGAUGGGCAGUCGAGCUGGAUAUGCUGGUGCGGGGCAAGAGAAGAGCAGGCAUGCAGAGGGGGACGUCUUGAGUGACCUGUUAGGCUUGGGCAAGGGGGCCAUCCCUGGCGAGGUAGACGCAGCGGGAGAGGGGACGGGCUUGAUAGCUCCCCCUUCUUCUCUCGGGCACAAGAUCCUGGCGCGAAUGGGAUGGAAGGCGGGCGAGGGCCUGGGCGCGCUAGUAAAGGCAGAGAGGCGUGCGCUCUUGGAGGGUAUGCUCGGCCUGGCGCUCAGUCAGGUCAACGCUGCGGUGGGGCGUGGCGGGCUGAUCCCGCCCCCGGACACGCCGCUGCCUGCGCUGACGCUCGACUUGGACAAGCGGGACAGUUGUGGGCUGGGCUGGCGCGGAGGGAGCGGCGCGUCCGCAGCCACGUCGAGUUCUACGUCUGCGCAACGCGGCUUCGACAUCUCCGUGCUCGAGGAGGAGGAUGAGGACGAUCUGGCGGACAUCUACUCGAGCAGCGAGUCGCUGAGCGACGCGCUCCAGCGAAGGCGAGGCAAGCAGGGCAAGCAGGGCGCCCCUCCGACACGCGGCGAUGCUUCAUCUUCCACCUCGAUCACGGACAGCAACGAGCAGCGCUGGCGAGACGGCAAGGCCCUACCACCUGGCUUUGUGCUCGAGGCCGUGAUUGACGACAACAACGAUAGAGCGACUAUUCAAUCGGCCUCACACGCACGCGACUGGUUUCCCCCUCCUCAAGUCCCCGACGGGUGGAAGCCCGACCCCUUCAAGGUGUGGGGAAGCGCAAAAGCCUCCGUCCCUCCCCCAGCACCCUUUCUAGACACCGCAGCAGCAGCAGCAACCUCGUCGUCACGCCAACCGCAACGCGAUGCCGCAGGAAGGGCGCAAAUCCUCGGCGAGGCUCCCAUGCCCGGUCCUCCGCCCAGUCUAGCCAACUACAUGUCAUCCUCGACCGCAACUCAAGCUGCGACUUCCACCAUCCCCCUUCCUCGCCUCGACCCAGCCACAGCGCGCGUCGCGCUGCGUGACCACCACGCACGUCUCUUCGGAAACGACAGCGAGAAGCAGAAGCGCUACGUCUGCUUCCUGGAGAGGAUCGUCGAAUCUAGCGAGAGCGGGAGCGAGGAGCCAGCGCGCAUGCCCCUCCCUCCCGGCCGAACCGUCGAAGAGGCCCUUGCCGAGUUGGAGAAAUUCGCGCGUCUGGCCACCAAACCCAAGCCCACAACCUCGGCACUGAGCGCCACAAUGGCAUCUCGCUUCGCCCCCGCUCGCACGACGCAGGGAGCAGGGGACGUCCCCGCGCCCACUCCGGGUCUCUACCAACCUACCCCGCGCUCUCGAGAGGAGUCGGAGAUGGAGCGCAAGCGGCGAGAGGAAGAGGAGAGACUGCGCGCUGAGCGAGCGAGGGAGGAGGAAAGGAGCGACGAGCAAAAGGCGGCCAAGGCUGGGCUGUUUGGGUCGGGUAGGACGCGGCGGGUUGUCCCCUUCUUCCCGCCCAAGUUGCUCUGUAAGCGAUUCGGGGUGGCAGAUCCGCACCCGGAGCGCGCUGGGCCUAGCAGCGGAGAGGGUGAGGUGCGUGAACAUCCGCACGCAGAGGAAGGGGAGGGGGAUCCAUUCGACGCAGGACCGAAGAGCGGGGAAAAAUGGGAACGAUCCGCCGCUCGUCGGGAGAUUGCUAGGGGGGAAGCACGUUGGGAGUCUAGUCGACGCGAGCUGCUCAGUCGCGCGGGGGAACGACGAUGGGAGGACAAGAAUGAGGGUCAGCCGCUCGCUACGGCGGAGAAGGAGCAGGCGGAGGAGCCAAGGGUGGUGCGCAGCUUAGAGCAGGUGGGGCUGGGUGAGGGGGACGAGGAGCAGUUGAUCGAGAUUGAGCGGGGCGUUCGGCCGGGUAGGGAGGUUUUUAGGGCCGUUUUUGAGAGUGAUGGUGAGGAGGACGGCAACAGCGACGGGGAGGAGAAUGGGCAAGAGAUGGGGAUGGAGAGGAAGGAGGUUGACCGCCUAGACCGCGCGGGGGGGGAGUGGUCGAGCAAGACGGCCACGGCGACGGCCACGACGACUCUUCCCGUCCUCGAUGAAGCGCAACGCCCCCUCUUUGUCCCUCGUGCUAAGACGCAGAGCGAGGCGGAUGCGGGUGGGGCAGCAGCCAACAAGCGUAGUCGUCCGCGCGCCGAAGAGGGCAAGAAGCAGAAGAGCAAGAAGGCCAAAGCAAGCAGGGGAGCGCUGACGUUUGAUCUGGAUGGGGAGGGCGAGGAGGAGGGCCCUGUCGCGCAGAAGAAGGCAAAGCCUGCGGAGAAGGGCGAGAAACGCGAGAAGGCGGCAGCUGGGGUGAGAGUAAAGGCGAGCGAUCUCUUCUGAGCCAUAAUGUACCAUAGUCAAGCCUGCGAGCGAACGGUGCGUGGAGUGGCAGU
Messenger RNA from Jaminaea rosea, 2816 nucleotides. RefSeq lists its product as hypothetical. Gene Ontology annotation, cellular component: nucleus. Gene Ontology annotation, molecular function: RNA binding. Gene Ontology annotation, biological process: mRNA processing. The record is from RefSeq and is a predicted model, not a curated record. The transcript has a single exon. Bases 43 to 2763 code for a protein of 906 amino acids. Lineage: Eukaryota; Fungi; Basidiomycota; Exobasidiomycetes; Microstromatales.